Daldinia childiae is the source of this 555-nucleotide messenger RNA. RefSeq lists its product as uncharacterized. Bases 1 to 555 code for a protein of 184 amino acids. NCBI's taxonomy places the organism in Eukaryota, Fungi, Ascomycota, Sordariomycetes, Xylariales, Hypoxylaceae. The record is from RefSeq and is a predicted model, not a curated record. The transcript has a single exon.
AUGAGGAAGGCUUCUGCAGCGGCGCUAGUCGCUGCAUGCACUUCGGAUUGCAGCCUUGGCGAAAGUACGGGUUCCUACUCUAAAUCCUCUGCCACCGCUUUCAAUCUGCCGGAUACAUGUAGAAGGAUUGUCCGCAAAAGGUUAUCUGCAGGAACUGUGAUAAGCCGGGACCGCGCUGCCCGCCAAGCUGGCCAGAGCAAAAGAGAGCCGUCUGCUGAGUUUAUGAUUACGAAGACGACAGCAGAACUCAAGGGAUCUGACUGCACGGAAGAUUUAUUUUCGGAUGCCACUGCUGAGCUAGUAAGCCGAAUCAGAGGUCUUUUUAGGGAUGGCUCGGGUAGUUCGGGCAAGUCGCAGAGCGGACCUGCGGAUACCUGGCCUAAGGAGGAGGCUGGCUUCGAAACUACUCCUGAGGAACAGCAUGCUAUCCUGGAGACCAUCGCUGAAGCCCAACAUGUCAACCAGGCCGGUACCUCUGAUGGGGAUACUCAAUGGGGCACAUCUGAUAAAGAUACUCAAUGGGGUAGCUCGAAUCUCUCAUCUGAUGAUUGGUAA